This is a messenger RNA of Rotaria sp. Silwood2, 426 nucleotides long. NCBI's taxonomy places the organism in Eukaryota, Metazoa, Rotifera, Eurotatoria, Philodinida, Philodinidae. The record is from the annotation of a GenBank genome assembly.
AUGCUUACAUUGGGUACUUCGUCAUACGUCGGAUUCAAAACAUUUGGUCUGGGCAAACAUUUGCAGCUGACGGAUAUUAAUUCAGGAAAAGAAUAUUAUUCGAUCAAACACGUUCUUAAUCCACUUGGUCUCGCCAAAUAUGAAAUUCGUCAAAACAAUCAACUCGUCGCUGAUGUGAAGCGUAAAGUGAAAUGGACUGGACUUGGCACCAAAUUCAAGGUGACAUCCAAACUUGGCACGUUCAAGGUUUCAGGAAACUUCCGAGCGCAAGAUUUCAAAAUAAAAAAAGAUGGUAAAUUGGUUGCAACAGUUUCAAAAAAGUUCUUCUCUUUUCAUGACAAGUACGGCGUCAAAAUUGAACGAGGUGAAGAUGCACCAUUUCUUCUCAGCUUGGUUGUCGUGCUCGAUGAAGUCACCCACGAUUAA